UUUUGUCGCUGGGAUUUUUCUUCGCUGUGGUUGGAAAACCGAAGGAAAACUGUCGUUAAAACAACGCGGUCGGUUGGAGGAGGGGGUCGCAUUCUUAAUAUAUAUAUAUAUAUAUACACAUAUAUACAUCUGCAAUCUGAAAAGCUUCGCUCCGUUUAAAGCGCCCGAGGAUGUCGGUGGCGGGGCUGAAGAAGCAGUUCUACAAGGCGAGCCAGCUUGUCAGCGAAAAGGUGGGUGGUGCUGAAGGAACCAAACUUGAUGAAGACUUCAAAGAAAUGGAACGGAAAGUGGACAUUACCAGCAAAGCUGUGGCUGAUGUCCUUACAAAAACCACAGAGUACCUGCAACCAAAUCCAGGAGGGGCUCUCCUUGAUGUCGGUGAAUCAAUGAAGCGAAUGGCCGAGGUUAAAGAUUCCCUGGAUAUCGAAGUCAAACAGAACUUUAUUGACCCAUUACAAAGUCUAUGCGAUAAAGAUUUUAAAGAAAUUCAGCAUCAUUUGAAGAAAUUGGAAGGUCGCCGCCUGGACUACGACUACAAGAAGAAACGACAGGGAAAAAUUCCUGAGGAGGAGAUAAGACAAGCUUUGGAAAAAUUUGAUGAAUCCAAAGAUGUGGCAGAAACCAGCAUGUACAAUCUUUUAGAAACUGAUAUCGAGCAAGUGAGCCAAAUGUCAGCCCUAGUGGAAGCACAACUGGAUUAUCACAAACAAGCUGUACAAAUUUUGGAUGAGCUCUCUGAUAAAUUAAAAGAGAGGAUAAGGGAUGCGUCAGGUCGUCCUAAACGGGAAUACCAGCCUAAACCUAGAAGCACGUACACAGAAUACGGAGAGGCAGACCAUCCCAAUGGAGGUUUUUCCUUCAGUGGGUCAACAAAAUCACAAGCCUCCUUCCGUUCUGACAAGCCCAGUAGGACAAGCAGCGGAUCCCCCUCCCACCUAGACCAACCGUGCUGCAAGGCCCUGUACGACUUUGAGCCAGAGAAUGAAGGGGAACUCGGCUUCAAGGAAGGUGACACCAUCACUUUGACCAAUCAGAUCGACGACAACUGGUAUGAAGGAAUGCUCCACGGCCAAUCGGGCUUUUUUCCAGUCAACUAUGUGGAUGUGCUGGUCCCGUUACCUCAGUAAACGUGCUGAACUGGACACCGAAUGCAGAUGUGGAGAGGAGACUAUCAACAUUCCUGUAUAAUUUAAAACACUAGUCCACUUCCAUGGGUUGUUUCUCACAGUGCAGUGUUACAUUGUGUGCAAAGCAUCAUCAUUUUUUUAUUUUGAGUUGACGAAUGUUAUUUUUUUCUGUGUUAACUUAAGGUGCGGCUCCAUUUAGUCUGCAUGUAUUGCAAUAUGGUUGUGCAAGAUCAGCGUUUUGGUCAUUGGAUCCUUAUGUUGACCAGUCCAGUACUGGUAAAGUGAUUGGGCUAAAAUUUGACGCUUACAUUUUAGAUGAAGUGGCUGUGCUGGUGUUAUUGUCCCUCGUAUGGUAGUGGGUAAGAUAAUCCUCCACUGCUCACCAAUAAGAUACUUUCUGUUGCAUACUUUCUGCUGUGGAGUCGUGCAACCUUAUGUCAUCAGCAACACAUUCAUUUUUAAAAGUGAUUUUAUUUUACUGCUUUUGUUCCCAAUCCACAUUAAGAUGGGGGGUUAUAUUGAAAUAAUUGGGUGGAUCCGUUAGUCAGGCACCAACCUUUCAGCUCUGGCAUCUGGAUACAUAUUCAGCACAUACUGAUGGGAUGAAAGCUUUCUCUGUCUGCUGACUAAAAGGGUCCUAAUUAAAAUGAGCUUGUCCAAGUUGAAUCUAAUUCAACAGCAGUAAAUUGGUGGUCUCAUUCAGACAGGCUCAUAGGAUGGCUGGGACGGGAUUUGACAAAUGUUGCAUUGAUACAAUAGGUGGCACUGACUAGGAAUUGGGAUCUUGGUGAAGUGAGGGGUCGAGUCAGUGUUUAACCCCUUUGUGCCCAAUGUUUGUUAUAGUGGGUCUUUGAAAUGGAAGAUGUUACAUUUUGUACACCUAGUAACAUCCAUGUAACGUUCUCAAGGAGUCUUAAGUCUGAACCUUUUUGGUUGUAUUCCUUUAUCUAACCCGCCACUGCAUUCUGCAGGUCCAUGUUUACAUUAACUACCCACUGUGGAAGACCCUGAGUUGAAGAUGUGCAUCAAAAAAGGACUUUUGUUCCUCUCUGUUUUACAUUAGACUUUUUAUGAGAAAGCCCUGUCUGCUGGUUCAUGACAGGCAUGCCUCUAGUUAGCAGGGCAAUGUUAUGGUUCUAUACAAAUUAAUCAACAAUUUCCCUAGAAUAGAAGGGGGGGGGGGGGGAAAUCUAGCGAAGAUUCUUUCUCGUGAAUACUGGCCCACUGGAUGAGAUGAAGGACAAAACAGUAUCACACUAGAAAGAAUAGCUAACUCAUUGUCUGUGAUCAGGAUUGAAGAAUAGUUGAAUGAAGUAUCUAAGGAUACCUGAUUAUCAUGGGAGUCCACAUCAGUUGGAGUCAACAAUUUGAUAGGAGGAAAAAUGGGAGUAUUUUUCAAAAUAGUUUAAUCUAUCUGUAAAUUCACUUUUCUCAAUGUUAGUUGAGAUUUUUCAGUGUUAUUAGGAUGAGCCUAAGUAAUUUCAUUCACAUGUUUAGGGACUAUUCCCAGAUUGUAAUGGGGUUGCAGUUGUUAUUCAAAAGCUAUAAAUAAUUAAACCAAUUGGUUUAUAAGUACAUGUUUAAGUAUUUCUGUGAACCACUUUUAUAUAGAAGGCAUCAAUAAUAAACAGGCAUUGAAACCAAUAAGCAAAGAGCAACAGCUUGAACCUUCCAUCUGCGAGCUUCUUAAUGCUUUGCCUUCAGAGGUUGUCCUGCAGCAUAAGUAAAUAGCUAUAAUGUAAAUGAGCAGGAAUAUAUGUAUCUGACGAUACAGGAUGUACCUUUUUGAAGUGGUUUAUUGCCUCUACACCUAAUUACAGGUGGUAGAACAUGUCCAUCUACUUGACUGCCGCAGUGCUGGUUGCUCUGGCAGUAUUUUGAUGCGUUCGCAGGUGGGUCAAACCUCAGCCCUGUUUUCUCUCCCUUCUUUGAACUAAAAUAGCCUACCUCCAAAUUGCUGGACUGUAUGUUUAACAAAAAACCUUUCUUUGAGGUCGGAGGGUCUCUGCAACUAAAAUGGCUAAAGUACAUCAAUAACUUUUGUACAAUUUGCACAUUAAUAAACCUGGUGCUAUGAAUGCCACCUAUUGGUGUCAGUGAAACAGAUCUGGCAUGGUCUCAGAUCUGUAGUAUAAGUUGGACACAAUUCAGUCUUCUAGGGGAGUGUAGACUGUAAGAAUGAUCCUGUUGCACACUUUUCAACUUUCCUGAGCCCUCGUCCAUUGCUGCUGCAUCUGACUGCUCUAUUUUGUUUUGAUUCAGAAAAGGCUAUGCAAAGUAACAAAUUCAAAUCUUAAUUAUUGUCCUUCUUUCUCCUUUUGACAAAUGUAUAGAUAACUGGAAUUAAUUUUGUCUUUGGUGAGACUUGAAUUGUCCCCAUUAUCAUUUUUACAGUUUGUGACUUUUUGGCUUUCAGUGUUUAAUAAGCAAAUUCAAGCUUUCAGGAACUAAUUCCUAUUUUCACCAUCGCGAUGUUGAUGAACUGCUACAACACGUGCUGCAUGUAUCUGGGAGAUAUUAUGCUGUAGCAAUCCCAUAUUGACACUAGCUCCUUAACACUAAUCAUGAUGUACCAUGUAACUGUCUAGUAUUUUUUGAAAGUGUUGUCAACUCAUCGUGACAUUUAGAUUUUGACCGUACCUAUACUAAUGCUUUAUGAAUUUGAUCUAUCUUUUGAUAAUUAUAAAAGCCAUAGGCUAUAACUCAAAAUAUGUAUCUUUUUUACUGUUUAAUCCUGCAUGUAGAUAUAUGUUUAGUACAAUUAAAAACUAUGUAUUGUUUUGUUUCAAUUAUGUAAAGAAUAAAUAUAAAAGCAGGUGAUACACGAGCUGGAUUUCUAUAAAUCA
Messenger RNA from Leucoraja erinaceus (little skate), 3973 nucleotides. RefSeq names its product endophilin-A2-like. NCBI's taxonomy places the organism in Eukaryota, Metazoa, Chordata, Chondrichthyes, Rajiformes, Rajidae. The transcript has 9 exons. Bases 171 to 1127 code for a protein of 318 amino acids. Gene Ontology annotation, cellular component: glutamatergic synapse; cytoplasm; presynapse. Gene Ontology annotation, biological process: synaptic vesicle uncoating. Gene Ontology annotation, molecular function: protein binding. The record is from RefSeq and is a predicted model, not a curated record.